This is a messenger RNA of Trichogramma pretiosum, 4080 nucleotides long. RefSeq names its product homeobox protein caupolican (gene mirr). Lineage: Eukaryota; Metazoa; Arthropoda; Insecta; Hymenoptera; Trichogrammatidae. Gene Ontology annotation, cellular component: nucleus. Bases 1226 to 3370 code for a protein of 714 amino acids. Gene Ontology annotation, biological process: neuron differentiation; regulation of transcription by RNA polymerase II; cell development. The transcript is spliced from 5 exons. Gene Ontology annotation, molecular function: RNA polymerase II cis-regulatory region sequence-specific DNA binding; DNA-binding transcription factor activity, RNA polymerase II-specific. The record is from RefSeq and is a predicted model, not a curated record.
UAUACGGCAAAAUAUAUAUAUACGCGCUGCGCAACAAGAGCUGCUCCGCGCUUGAUGCUACUGCUGCUUCGCGAAAAAGGAGUCGUAUCUGAAAGAGAGUUUUGUGCACGUUCCAGAAAACACGAGUGUAUUUUAAACUAUUUUUGCAGUUUAUUUGUUGAUUGUUUUGGCCGUUGCAGCUGCUGUUGUUAUUAUUAUUAUUAUUAUCAUUAUAAUAAUUGUGCCGAGUGAUUUUUACGCGUACUGUGGUGCUGUGGUGCUAUAUCAAAUGACGAACGACUUACGUAUCAGGUGCAUUUCCCUCGAUGCACGAAUUCGUCGAUUUUUCGAGCUGAUUUGACUCUAUGACAAGUAGCUCGGGAAUCAUAACAUGUUGGAUUGUAGGAGUUUCAUCGAUUCCCCGUUGAUCGAACGUCAGGCAAGUUACACAAUUCUCUCAUAGUGCUACGGGCCGGACAACGAUAACGACGGUGUGCAAAAAUUACGUUAUCCGAUCACUGCUCUCUUCGCUAUAUAUCCACUAUAUAUCAACGUCGCGUGUGUGCGUGGGUGUGUGGGUGCGUGUGUCACACUUGCAACAUGUUGGAGUCGGUAGUAGCUGGCGGCUGCUGCUUCUUCGUUCGCGCUCAUUGGCACGUCCUUUGAAUCGCCACCCCCUAAUUGUCGAAGGCGAUGUGCAUUCGCGACGAUGCGGUACAGCAACAACGACAACAACGCGCGAGAAGGAAAAGAAAGGCUGCCCAAGUUCGCGUGAAACGACCAAUAAAAACAAGUGACAAGUGACCGUGUGCCGAAAAGAAAAGCGACAGAGAAACACCUUCGCGCGUUCAUCGAAUAUAUCAUUGACAGAGUUAGUAGUUUUUUGUUAGAGUAUAUAAAGAAAAAAAAAAAGUGGUGCGAGAGAUAAAGCAACGAGUAGUGUCGUCGCUAGUUAUAUUCGUUUUUCUCGCGAGCAAAACGACUGUAGCCUUACAAGAGCUCUCCUCGGUCAUCGCGACGACGACGACGACGACGACGACUAUUGCGACUACGACGUACGGUGGCGCGCGUGGGUGUGGGUGCUACCGCUGCGCUGCUCCGUUAUAUACAUAGAUAUAUAUUAGCGUCAACGGGAGCGCCGCGGCUCGUCUCGUCACGAUCACGCAUGUGUUCAAGCAAGGACGAGAUCAUGCUCGCUUAGUGGGUGUGUUGCUAAUCGUUGCGGCCCUUCAGCGGCCGACGCAUCAUGUCACAGUUCUCUUUUCGAGGAUCGCCCAAUUUACAGUGUCCUGUAACAGUACCGGCGACGGGAGUUAACGCGACGAUCGCCGCCUCGAGCAGUUCCGGUGGUACAUCGUCCUCCUCGGGAAUAGUCAAUAGCGCGACGUCGCCCACGGCGAGUUCGCAGCAACACGCCUCGUCCGGAACCGGCGGCGGUAACAGCAACAACAGCGGUUCUCAUCCCCAUCAUCCACCGCCUCCGCAUCAUCCGAUCGGACUGAGAAUGGCAGUGACGAGCGCGGUGGUGCGGCCGGCCGGCGCCAGUCCGACGGCCGUCGCUUCGGUCUCGCCGGCUUCGCAGAGCGGCGGCUCCACGAGUGGCGGCGGCGGUCCGGGCGGCGGUCUGCCACCCAACAGUGCGGCUGGUUCCGCCGGUUCGGGUCGCUGCUGCGAGACCGGCCGAACCAUAUUCACGGAUCCGCUGAGCGGACAGACCGUCUGCUCGUGCCAGUACGAGCUGUUCUCGGGCUCGUACCAGAGGCUGGGCGCCAUCCCGACGGCCGCCCUGUCCAUGUACACCACCCCCUACGCGGCUGCGGCGGCUGAGGGCAUGGCCGCGUACUUCCCCGGACUCGGUGCCGAGCAGGCGCCCUUCUACUCGUCACAGGCUGGUGGUUUGGACCUAAAGGAAAACUUGGGCGCAGCCGGUGCGGCCGCGGCAUGGCCCUAUCCAUCGGUGUAUCAUCCGUACGACGCGACGUUCGCCGGUUACCCAUUCAAUGGAUACGGCAUGGAUCUGAACGGAGCAAGGCGGAAAAAUGCCACGCGAGAAACGACCAGUACGCUCAAGGCUUGGCUGAACGAACACAAGAAGAAUCCUUACCCGACCAAAGGCGAGAAGAUCAUGUUGGCCAUCAUCACGAAGAUGACGCUCACACAGGUCUCGACGUGGUUCGCCAAUGCCCGGAGACGACUAAAGAAGGAGAACAAAAUGACGUGGGAGCCGCGAAAUCGAGUCGAAGACGAGGACAACAACAACGACGAUGACGACAGCGGUAGGAAGAGCGUCGACGACAAAGACAGACUGGACUCGAAGGAUUCGGGCACGGGCUCGAGCGAGGACGGCGAGCGGGGCCCGUCGGCGAGCCACAGACUCGACCUCAUACACGGUUCGAGCGGGCCCGGGGGUCUUGGCUCGGGCCGCCACGACUUCGACUCGUGGAACGAGUCGAGGCCCGCGAGCAGUCCCGGCAGCCCCGAGUGCCUGUACGAUCGCGACCGGCCGCCCCAUCACCCGCUCCAGUUCGCCAAUCAUCCGGGUCUGCUGGCGGCCUCCGCGGGACAACAGCAGCGGGGCCAUCCGCAUCAUCCGCAUCAUCAUCCACUGCUGCGCCAUCACUCGCCGGAGCGAACGUCGCCGGGCGGCCAUCCACUGCCUCCGAGCACGAGUCACAGCGGCGGUGGCGGCGGAAUCGUAGCCACGCCGGGCUCGAACUCGUCCUCGAAGCCGCGGAUCUGGUCGCUCGCCGACAUGGCCAGCAAGGACGGCGAUGCGCAGUCGGCCAGUGCCAUGGCGGCGGCGGCGGUGCUCAGCUCGCCCUACGCCAACAGCAACAACGUCGGCAAGAUAUUCUCGCCGCUGGCCAGUCGACUGCCACCCCAUCAUCCGCUGCAUCCGGCUCAGAUGCACGCAGCGGCGGCGGCGGCUGCUGCAGCCUCCGGUGGCGGACCCGCGGGUCACUACAUCAAGCCACCCGGCGCCGAGUUCUAUCGGAACUUUUACGGCGCGGCGCCCCACGAGAUGGCCAUCCUGGAGCAGUACCAGCGCACCCUGGCGCUCGGCGGUGUGAUGCCGCCAACGAGCUGCGCCCCCAACAUGCUUCAGGCCGCGUCCAGCUCAUCCGCGGCUGCGGCGGCGGCGGUGGCAGCCAAUCUCAAGAUCCCGUUCUCGAUCAACAACGGCGGCAACUCGACGACGAGCGGAGGCGGAGCGACACCGACCUCGUCCUCGUCGCAGGCGGUGAUGCUGACCACGGUGCAGUCGGGCAUAUCGCCCUCGUCGUCGUCGCAGGCGUCCUCCAACGGCUCGACGACGGAGCAGCAAUCUCCAAAUCCAAGUAGCGGUGCUAGUCUAGCGCCCACGGAGCUCAAGUCUCCCGGGCGCGUCUGAUAAAGGAGCCUCCUCCUCCCCUCCUCGACUACUGUGUGUGUGUGAGCGAGCGAGAGCUCCGUACGGCAAUAGGUACGUGUGACCGAUUUAAAUAUCUGUGCGCGACAAUAAAAUUAAUACAAAAAAAAAACAGAGGAUAAAAUCUUAAAUUAAUUACAAACGAUUAUUAAUAACGAAUUGAUAAAGCGUAAAAAAUUGUACAUAGUGUAAAUAAAAUGAGAAACACACGACUUCGAUUAAGUUGAGAAACCCUUUAUAUAAUUAUAUAUAUAUAUCAUACGUGGAUAAAGACGAUGUAGUGACUGAAUGAAUUUUCAGUGCGUUAUCUUCGACUUGUGAGAGAACGAUUUUACCAUUUGCGACGUUUUUAUCAGAAAAAUUUCAUCAAUUUUGUAAAACGUUUUGACGCAUCUAUAUUUCUCUCGCGAUAUUCGUUGAUUUGACCCGAUUGAGAGCGAUCCGAAAAAUAAUGUCGAUCUUUCUCUUUGUUUUUCGUUUUCAUUAAAAAUAUUCAGAAUGAUUUACCUUUUCUUCUCAAUAAGUAGCUUUUAAAUUUUCUUUUUGAAUAGUAUAUUUAUAUUAUGGUAUACUUAUAUUAUAGAGGGUGCUUAAAAGAUCACCUGUCACGCGCUUUAAUUUUUUACGGAGACGGGACAUCUUUUUCGGAUCGGUCUCUUUUUAUUUUUCACGGAUCUAUCAUCUUCAAAAGA